Molecule: messenger RNA, 1227 nt
Organism: Macrobrachium nipponense
Lineage: Eukaryota; Metazoa; Arthropoda; Malacostraca; Decapoda; Palaemonidae
Exons: 2
Coding region: 1-1227 (408 amino acids)
Source: RefSeq, a predicted model, not a curated record
AUGAUUUGUAAGAAAACAGAAAACCCUGUUAAUCCUGCUCCACCAAAGUUGAGUGUAAAUAGUGCUAAUGUUAGUAAAUCAAAUGUUAAUUCUGGGAAAUCUCAUAAUGAUUCUAAAGGUGCUGUUAGUAAAGGUGAUUCCCCAGUAGUUAUGACUGCUUCUUUGGGAAUUGAUCAUUCUCAGACUAAUAAGAUUUCUGUUUCGACUGCUCUUCCUACUGCUAAUGUAAUUGUGUCAGGGAAUGGACAUCGUUCCUUGGAGAGAGCACUCUUUGAUUCUGGUGCGCAAAGAACGUUUAUUGCAACGGAAUUAGCCCAUAAGCUUAGUCUAUCGUCCAUAGCAACAGUAGCCUUAAAGGUAAAACCAUUUGGCAGUGAUGGGAUGGAAGUUAAUUGUAAUAUAGUAAGAGUUGUGGUGAGACUAGAUGAAGUAAAUGGUAUAGAAUUAGUCAUUGGAGCUGAUUACUAUGGAAAAUUCAUUCAGAACAGUCAAAUUUGCUCUGGAAUACAGAUAUUGAAUAGUUCUGGUGGUGCACUAAUUUUUGGACCUCUUCCUAGUUGGUCUUAUGACAAUGUAGAAUCUAAUGAGAUUACUACAUCAAAUGUAUGUUGUUCAGGAAUAGAAGUAGAGGAAAUCCCUAUUAAUUCUUGUUGUGAAGUUCGAAAAUUAUGGGAUUUAGAAAGUGUUGGUAUUCGUCAAUCUGAAAUUAGUCCUGAAGAAAGAGAAUCAGUUAAGUGUUUUAAGGAUAAAGUAAAAAGGGUUGACAAUAAAUAUGAAGGGUCUUUACCAUUUAAAGAUGAAAGUAGACCGCUUGUUAAGUAUAGAAUAGCCAUUGGUCAAUUAAAUUCCUUGUUACAUAGAUUCGAAUCUGGCCCCUCCUUGUAUGCUCAUUACGAUAAGAUUAUCAAAGAUUACGUUCAGUCUGGGUUUAUAGAAUUAAUUCCUUCAGGCUCCCCUAUUAUAGGGCAUUAUUUACCCCACAAUGCUGUACUGAAGGAUUCAGAAACAACUCCCAUUCGAAUAGUUUUUAAUGCUUCUUCAAAGGCUAAAGGAGAACUUUCCUUAAAUGAUUGUUUAAUAACUGGUCCCUCAUUAACUACUAAAUUUUUCGAUGCCCUGUUGAGUUUCCGUACAAACCCAGUAGCUGUGAUUUCAGAUAUCAGUAAAGCCUUUUCAAGGAUAGGCAUUUACCCGACUGCCGUGAUUAUUGCAGAUUUCUAUGGAUAA